UACAGCCAGUCAGAUCAUUACUUAGAAAAAGAAACGAGGGAAAUGUGUUGGUAACGGUAUUGGUAUAGUGAAACUGUUAAAGAAUUGGCAGUGGCGUAUACAGUGAGAGUGUGUGUCUCGUUACUGAUAAGAACUGACAGUUAUAAAGUAAGCUUGCCGGAAGAUUUUCCUUUCAGCCAAUGCAGCCGUCCCACAGCAAACAACAGAGGAGAAAUCCACAUUGAUUGGAGGCAGCUGACUCAAAGACAUGACCGAAGUUCACAUUAGUGACACAUUAUUCAACUGUUGUGGUGACCAAGCAUUUCUUUUCGAAAGGCCUUCAAAAUGGGGGAUUAUGUUCGCUAAAUCUCCGCAGUAAACAGCUUUGUGUGUAGUGUGUGUGAGUGAUUACCGGCAGUGAGUUUUCCGAUCCAGAACAGUUUUCGUGUAGCUCUGGAGAAUGGAGCUGAGGAGUAGAGCUCGUGUCGCGGUGAUAGGGGCUGGGCCGGCAGGGCUUUGCGCCGCUCGACACAUUCUGUCAAGGCCCGAGACCUUUGAUCCACCCGUGGUGUAUGAAAUGACUGAUCAUUUGGGUGGGACCUGGUUCUAUGAGGAAAGAGUUGGCACAUAUGACAAUGGGUAUCCCAUCCACAGCAGUAUGUAUAGGGACCUCAGAACCAAUUUGCCUAAGGAGGUUAUGAUGUUCCCUGAUUUUCCCUUUGAUGACCACCUGCCUUCUUUUUUGCACCAUACAUCGGUUCAGCGGUAUUUGGAAAAAUACUGUGAGAGUUAUGAUAUUGCCCGUCAUAUCAAGUUCAACACCGCGGUGGAAAAGGUGAAGCCCGUCUCCAUGGAGACGGAGACGGGGGGAGCUGUGACGUGGGAGGUAAUUUCGCACCGCACAUGUGGAGACCGGAACACGCAGACAUUCGACUCAGUGUUCGUCUGCAACGGGCAUUACUCCGACCCCCACCUGCCCUACAUUCCUGGAAUAGAGCAUUUUAAAGGGAAAGUCUUACACAGCCACUCGUACCGCUGUCCAGAGGCCUUUGCCAACAAGUCCGUCGUGGUCUUGGGGGCCAGAGCAUCUGGUGUGGACAUUUCCAUUGAGUUAGUCCAAGCUAAUGCCCAGGUGAUUCUAAGUCAUAACACACCAACUAUGUCCUUACCUCUGCCUCUGGGUAUCCGGCAGGCUACCUCUGUUGUUGGGGUCUUGGAGGAUGGAUCUUUACAGUUCCAGGAUGGAUCAGUGACUCAGGCUGAUAUUCUUCUGUUCUGUACAGGAUACAACUUUAACUUCCCUUUCCUUUGUCCAUCAGAGCUAGGCCUGGACGUACAGGAUCUUUUUGUGACUCCGCUCUAUAAGUACUUGCUGCCUCCUGGCUUCCCGUCAAUUUUUUUUAUUGGCAUUAGCAAAAUUAUUUGCCCUUUCAUACAUUUUGACUGUCAGGUUCAGUUUGCUCUAGCUGUCCUGGAGGGUUCGGUAAAGCUGCCCACUCAGGAAGAGAUGGAGAAGGAGGUGCAGAGAGAGAUGCAAAAAAAACUAGACACAGGUGUGCAGGUGAAGCACUUGCUCAAUUUGGACAAGGAUCAGUGGGAUUAUUACCUGGAUCUGGCCAGGGUAGCCCGAUUCACACCACCUCAGCCAGUGUUUAAGAGUCUAUAUGAAGAGGUGGGCAGGCAGAGGAAGAAAGACCCACAGAAAUACAGACAGAUCAACUAUAGGCUCAUUGAUGCCACACAGUGGGAGCUUUUGGAAGCUUCACCAGAACAGACUGAUUGAGUUUAGCUAGUUUGAGGACAAAUGAAUUGCAUUACCGUUUUGCUGUCAUAUCUGAGAGGAAAAGAAAGUCUGUAUAAAAACUGAAUGAAGAAAAUUCUCUUAAUAAUUCUUAAUUAUACAAAAAUAUAGCGAUCAAAGUUAAUAUACACUCACUGGCCACUUUAUUAGGUACACCUGUUCAGCUGCUCCAUAAUGCAAAUAGCUAAUAAGGCAAGGUCAAGAUGAUCUGCUGAAGUUCAAACUGAACAUCAGAAUGGUGAAGAAAAGUGAUUUAAGUGACUCUGAACGUGGCAUGGUUGUUGGAGCCAGAUGGGCCUGUCUGAGUAUUUCAGAAACUGCUGAUCGACUGGAAUUUCAGUGCACAACCAUUUAUAGGGUUUACAGAGAAUGGUCCGAAAAAGAGAAAAUAUCCAGUUCUGUGGACGAAAAUGUCUUGUUGAUGCCAGAGGUCAGAGGAGAAUGGCCAGACUGGUUAGAGCUGAUAGAAAGGCAACGCUAACUCAAAUAACCACUCGUUACAACUGAGGUCUGCAGAAGAGCAUCUCUGAAUGCAAACACAUCAAACCUUGAAGCAGAUGGGCUACAGCAGCAGAAGACUACACCGGGUGCCACUCCUGCCAGCUAAGAACAGGAAAUUGAGGCUACAACUGGCACGGGCUCAACAAAAUUGGACAAUAGAAGAUUGGGAAAACAUUGCCUGGCCUGAUCAGUCUUGAUUUCUGUUGCAACAUUCAGAUGGCACGGUCAGAGUUUGUCAUAAACAACAAGAAAGCAUGGAUCCAUCCUUGCUUGUAUCAACGGUUCAGGCUUGUGCCACACUUUGGGCCCCUAGUACCAAUUAAGCAUUGUUUAAAUGCCACAGCCUUCCUGAGUAUUGUUGUUGACCAUGUCCAUCUCUUUAUGACCACAUCUUCUAAUGGCUACUUCCAGCAGGAUAAUGUACCAUGUCUCAAAGCUCAAAUCAUCUCAAGCUGGUUUCAUCAUGUCAAUAUGGACCAAAAUCUUUGAGGAAUGUUUUCACCACCUUGAUGAAUCUAUGCCACAAAGAAUUAAGGCAGUUCUGAAGGCAAAAUGAUGUCCAACCUUGUACAAGCAAGGUGUACCUAAUAAAGUGGCCGGUGUGUGUGUCAUAUUUUUCCUUUAUUAUUAGCAUAACAAACAGAAAUAAAAUAAUAGCAUUGACUGAAGUUAAAUUGAAACAUUUGAUUUGAAAAUCUUAUAUUUUUCUUUUGCUUUAAUGACAGCAUACAAGCUGCAUGAACUCCACGAGUAAUACACUAGCUUCACUUAAUAGAUCCUGACUAAAAAAAAUAAAUAAAUCAUUAGGGGGAAAAUUUGCCUUAACUGACCUAUAUACAUAUGUACGUAAAUGGGUCAAUGACAUAACACUCCUUUUUUUUCUGUCUAUAGGUAUCUCCAGAGAUUAUAAAAAAUAAUUUGGUCUCAUUAAAAGGCCAAUAUUGCUAGAAAAGAAAUGUUGGCAUAAAUAUUUUUUUCAUAAUCUUUUAGUGAAACCAUUUUGUUGAUAGUGUAAAAUAUUUACUGUUUACUUGAUGGCAACUUGAUUUUUAAUUUUCUUUUUUACUGUAUGAUCCUGCAAAAUAAAAUUAUUUCUGAUGUUUUUUCAA
Messenger RNA from Megalobrama amblycephala (Wuchang bream), 3390 nucleotides. RefSeq names its product flavin-containing monooxygenase FMO GS-OX5. The record is from RefSeq and is a predicted model, not a curated record. The transcript has 8 exons. Gene Ontology annotation, molecular function: N,N-dimethylaniline monooxygenase activity; NADP binding; flavin adenine dinucleotide binding. Bases 440 to 1762 code for a protein of 440 amino acids. NCBI's taxonomy places the organism in Eukaryota, Metazoa, Chordata, Actinopteri, Cypriniformes, Xenocyprididae.